AUGCGGCUGGUCCUCGUGAUUUUACUAGCGCAUUCUGUAUCUACCUCCUACUCGGAUAACUGUACCCUCUUUGAUCUGCAUCUUGAUGAGGACGGCUCCGACAUCAUCCUCGAGCAGCUCAUACCGGAUUGCCAAAAACGAAACGAGCUGAACGGGGAGUACGCGAAGGCGGUCGCGCAAGGAAAUUUCUACUGCGGGACCGACGAGAAGAUGCUGCUGACGUGGACGACCCACGUGGCCCGGGCGCUUAUGUGGGCAUCGUGUGGUAGUAUUAAAGACCGCUUCAAUCGCAUCUGCUUCAUCCACGACGUCUGCUACGAGGCCAGGAGCCCGGAGACGGCCGCAGAGCAGAAACGCCACUGUGAUGAUAGUUUUUGCGACUUGAUGAGCACCGCCGUCAGCCAUGCGCACUGGUGGCAGAAGCCGACCUGCUGGCUUGUUCAGAAGACUUUCUGCGCUGCCGUCAAGGCAAUCCCCUACGAUCGUCUCCCCUCGCUGGCCCACUACAUCAUGGAGCGCCGAAAAAUCAAGGCCAAACCUCUC
Mesorhabditis spiculigera is the source of this 543-nucleotide messenger RNA. The record is from the annotation of a GenBank genome assembly. NCBI's taxonomy places the organism in Eukaryota, Metazoa, Nematoda, Chromadorea, Rhabditida, Rhabditidae.